Messenger RNA from Vitis riparia (riverbank grape), 2339 nucleotides. Its product is annotated as putative lipid phosphate phosphatase 3, chloroplastic. The coding region runs from base 549 to 1520 and encodes 323 amino acids. The transcript has 10 exons. Lineage: Eukaryota; Viridiplantae; Streptophyta; Magnoliopsida; Vitales; Vitaceae. The record is from RefSeq and is a predicted model, not a curated record. Gene Ontology annotation, molecular function: phosphatidate phosphatase activity. Gene Ontology annotation, biological process: phospholipid metabolic process.
UUUCAUUUACCCACUUCCCUUCACUGCUUCAGACUCACUGCUCUUUCUUUUCGUCGCUCAUAGGAUUCUGUUUGUCGUCCUCCUUUAUCUGAAAAUUUUAUAUAAGAUUUUUAAUUAUACUUUUGUUAGGCACAUUUUGACCUUAGUUCCUGACAGUGGAUCUAUGGCUUGGAGGUAUCUGGGUAGCCUUUUUGGUUCCCGUUGGAAUUUUUCGAGUGUUUUUCAGGUAUGGAGCUAUUUUCUUGACAUUUACAUGAGAUUUCAUGGAAGCACCAGUAGUUCUGCAUAUUUCUGAUGCUGGUGUGCCAUGGUGCCUGUCCACUGCCAUGCAGAGUAAAGAAGCAUGAUACUAGCUAUUUCUAAUCCGAAGCAUCUAAAUUUUCUUUUAAAAAAAAUAGAAGAAGAAAAGUUAAGAAAUGAAGAGAAAUAUUUCAACGGAUAUGCUAUUCUGUUGAGAUCUGUAUGUGAAGACCUAUUUAUAAUGGUUCCAUUUGUUGCAAUUGAAACUCUCCUAGAAGAAAAAAAGAUGACAGAUAACAAUACUUCAAAUGCAGGGCACAAUAAGGGAGGUUGAACCUGGUUGUCACACUAUCAAAUCUCAUGGACUCCAAGUUGCAAAAGAUCACAAGUAUGAUUGGCUUAUGUUGCUGCUUCUUGUAAUGAUAGCGAUCAUUCUACUUGUCAUUCAUCCAUUUUACCGCUUUGUGGGAAAAGAUAUGAUGGAUGACCUUAAAUAUCCUUUGAAAGAUAACACAGUACCUGUGUGGGCUAUUCCAAUCUAUGCUGUUCUGUUGCCGAUUGUCAUUUUUAUUCUAUUCUAUCUUCGUAGGAGGGAUGUAUAUGAUCUGCACCACAGCAUACUAGGCCUCUUUUUUUCUAUGCUGAUCACUGCGGUUAUUACGGAAGCAAUAAAAGAUGCAGUUGGACGGCCUCGGCCAGACUUCUUUUGGCGCUGCUUUCCUGAUGGAAAAGAUGUGUAUGAUCAGUGGGGAGAUGUUAUAUGCCAUGGAAAGGAUAGCGUUAUAAGGGAGGGACAUAAGAGCUUCCCAAGUGGUCACACUUCGUGGUCCUUUGCAGGCCUGGGUUUCCUAUCAUUGUACUUAACAGGAAAGAUUCAAGCAUUUGACCGCAAAGGGCAUAUUGCAAAACUAUGCAUUGUUUUCCUCCCUCUACUUGCUGCAUCUCUCGUUGGAGUUUCUCGGGUGGAUGACUAUUGGCACCAUUGGCAAGAUGUGUUUGCUGGAGGUCUUCUAGGGCUUGUUGUUGCAUUUUUUUGCUAUCUGCAGUUCUUCCCUCCUCCAUAUGAUAAUAAUGGAUCGGGCCCCUAUGCAUACUUCAAAAUGUUAGAGGGGUUGAGGGCCAACAGACAAGCAGCCGAUUCUGUGAAUGUGCAAGAUGCGCAAGGAAUGGAGGUUGUUUUACCUCAGCAACCUUCACGAAACAACAACGGGUUUGUGCCAUUAUCUCUUGACCAUGAUGCUACUGAUUCUUUGGAUCAAAUGGAAGCUGGGAGGAGGUAAUGUCAUUUAUCUUGCACUUGUUUGGGUCCAUGUCCCCUGUAAUUAACUUAGGCUUGUAUUAUGUAACCAACAAUCUCCUGCAUUCACUUGAAUCUUUACUUUCUGCACAUUCACUAGUAAUGUUAAGAGGAACAAUCUUUUUUCUUUCUUUCCAAUAAUGCUUUGCAUGAACACUCAGAAUUACCUGUGAUGUAAAUUAUUAUAAAACAGAUGACACAAUUGCACAACCAGACACCUAUGUCGAUUGCAGCCAAGAGGAACCACAGGAGUUGAUCUUCAGAUAUAAUUAGGUUCAGAGCAGUAUGUUCGUCAUGGGGCUUGGUUGCCUCCAAUGCAAGAUCUCAACUCCUCAAGCCUCUCAGUCCAACGCUGCUAUUGCCUUCUAACAAAGAUGAUGAAGUUCACCACCUCUUUGACUUCUCCGAGAACAAGGCUCUUAGGAUUCCACUCCCGGAGGUUUACGGUAAGUGGUGUUGCCAUUCGUGGAAUGGAUGAUUAGUAACAAUAACGUGUUCUCCUCCCUACCCAAUAGAGUUCUUUAAUCCUAUGUCGAGGGCACAAAUCCAGUUGCCUCUCCCAGAGAUGUUUCAAGAUCCUCCAGCUGAUGUAGAUGAUGCACCAAUUGAGAGUUUCAUAUACAAAGCCAUACCUUCUUCAACUCCUUUAGAUCCCAAUUGUGCUACCAUGAAGAAAGUUGGCAUUCUGUAAAUCCAAGGGUUACAAAGCGAGUACAAUAAUUGUGAUGAAAUCAUAUAUUCCGAGAACUAUUUUAUUACUGUUGGGCCCUUGGGUGUAUUUCAAUGUGACAUUGGUUCUGUG